Acanthamoeba castellanii str. Neff is the source of this 3837-nucleotide messenger RNA. RefSeq lists its product as uncharacterized. NCBI's taxonomy places the organism in Eukaryota, Discosea, Longamoebia, Acanthamoebidae. The record is from RefSeq and is a predicted model, not a curated record. The transcript is spliced from 10 exons. Bases 1 to 3837 code for a protein of 1278 amino acids.
AUGAGAAGGCGGCCUCCCUCUCCCUCCUACCUGGCAGAAAGUGGGACGUGGACCCUUCCACUCGCCGACCCGUGGGGCGUCACGCAGCAGGUCGACCAACCGCAGCCCACAUACGACUGCAUUGAGGAAACUGCCAGCAUUCAUCUGCAUGGUGGACCUACAAGCGACUUCGAGGACUGCGCUACCUCGGCAACUGGUGCCCUCGAGACAGGUGGUCCACCCGAGGCCUCGCCGCAGCUGCCACGUAAAAAGAAAAAGAAGAAGGAGAAGGAGCACAACAGCAAGAAGAAGUCGGAGCGCAAGAAGCGCGACGAAGCUCCUUCCCCACUGCUGCCACUCGACGACGGGGUCAUCAGCAGCACUACCACGACUACAAGUAGUAGCACCACCACGAGCAGCACCACCGCGACCACGGCCACCGUCACCGGCGACGCUGGCCACCAGGGCCUUCGACGACAAUCGCCCGAGAUGCCUGCCCCCACGCCCGCCAAGAAGAAGAACAACAACAAGGAGCACAAGCAGCAGCAGCGCGCCCUGAAGCACGGCCGUCACCGAGAUCAUCGUCUGCGGCAGGUGGUGGACGAUACGGUCGCCGUCGAUAAUAACUGCAACGGCGAAGACAGCACCGGUGCGCUGGAGUACGCGGGCGCGGACUGCUUCGGUGGUGGUGGCGGCGGCGGCGGUGCUGACGACGAGGCCGGCGCGGUCGGUCGGCGACGGGUGCGGCGGCGGGGCGGGUCGCUCGAGAUGCUGCCCAGCGAGCGAAGGAGCCGCGAGCUGCGGAUGAGCGGCAUCGACGAGGCCAUGCUGCGCAGCAUUCUGGCGGACAUCGACGUCCAUGCUUCUGCCGCCGUCGGUGCGACCAGCGAAGCCGGUGACGUCAUCAGCGCUCACAGCGAGCCCGAGACCAUGGUCGAGGCCGCUGCCUCUGCGGCCGUAGACAGUAGCGACCACUGUGAUGCGGCCGUGGCGGCCGCGCACAAGACGGCGACGGCGAGACAGAAGCGGAAGCAGAAGCUCAGCAGCAAGAGUGAUGACGACAUGAACCGCACGUACGUCGGCAUGUUCCCGCAGCCCGGCGGCGGCAAGCCCGCGGGUGGUGGCGCCGCCAAGAAGCGAAGCUCCAACAAGCCGCAGCCGCAGCCGCAGCCCUCGGAGAUCAGCCCCGCCUUCUCGCCACCGCCGACAUCGACAACGUCUACAGCAACGCAGCAGUCGGGUGGGUUCAUGCGGAAGCUGAGGAACGACGCGCUGAGCCGAUCACUGGACCUCAUUCCUCACAUAUUCGCCCAGAAGCCCACCGCGGCUGCUGCCACUACCGCCGAAUGUGUCGAAAUGUUGACGACAGAGGGCGACGAUCCGGCGGCGUCGUCGACACCGUCAGUAGUGGUGGUGGUGGACAAGCGUGCCAACAAGAAGCGCGCCGGCUCGCUGGGCAGGUCGGCCACCGAGCGGGCCAAGGAUGACAUCAGCGAUGACGUGGCGGCGGCGGCGGCUACGCCGCCAGCGGCCGCGGUCGGACCAAUCAAGAACGAGCAGCAGCGGAAGAAGGACCGCAAGCGGGCCAAGAAGUCGCAGGCCGAGGACGAGCUGCGCGCGACCCUCGAACCCAAGGCCCUCGCAGGCGCCAGUCCUCGAAGCGAAGCCACCAGCGGCCUGUCCGACGCCGCCGAGCCGACCGUCGCCACCGCCGCCGCCGCCAAUGCGGCCGACGAUCAGGGGGCAGAAGACCCGCAGCCGCAGCCGCCGCUAGAGCCCAGUGCCUACAAGCUGCCGCUGUCGGUGGCCAGUCCGAAGCCCGCGCGACCCAAGUCGGCAAUCGAGAAGGCCAAGAAGACCGUCGGCGACGGUGCCGACAAAUCGGCCGGCAGCAUCAAGCGGCGCAGCUCCUACGACCGCAGCUCCAUCGCCGCAGCGGCUGUUGAGGGCUCUGUGCCGGCUCCGCCCGUCGUUAACCCGGCGCCCACGACGGAGGUGCGCUCGCCGCCGACGUCGCCGAGCGCGGCCAAAGAGAAGCGCCGCCGGUCGGGAUCGGCGAAGGACGGCAGCGCGGGCGGCGCGGCUGCCGGCCCGCUCAAGCAGCUCAAAACGAGCGACGCGGCCGCGGCAGCGGCGUCGACGGCGGCGGUGGCGCGAAAGAUGUCGACGUCGACAUUGACGACAACGACGCCCACGGCAGCAGACAUGUCUCAUUCUCUCGCAUCGUCGGCAUCAAUGUCGACGACGCGGCCGUCGCCCGAGUCGCUGCGGCUGCCGCUGGCCAAGCUCGAGGCCCUACGGACCGACGGCGGGAGCAGCGUCGACCCCGGCGGGGCGCAGGCCCGGCUCACCACCACCAAGCGCGCCAUGGGUGCCUCGCCCGCAUCACCCACGGACGACCGUGGCGGCGGUGGAGGAAGUGCUGACGUCAGCGACGACGACCAGCCGUCGCUCGAGGACUCCUACGGGGUGUACCUCAUGAAGCGGAUGAAGCACCGCAAGAAGCGGAAGAAGCGCAAGAAGCAGGCCAAGGGGCUGCGGGCCGGCGCCGGCAACGAAGUGGAGGCCGAGGCCGAGGGCGACGACGAGGGCGACGAGGUCUUCUUCGCGCACCUCAAGAGCGGCUUCGAGAACUACCGCAACGUCACGGCCGACCCGCUCCUGCCCUCGUCGCCGCCUCCACCGUCACUGCUCAACGCCGACGCCGGCGCAGACGCCGACACCGCGGCGCCCGAGUCGCCGGUCAAGAAAAAGAAGAAAAAGAAGAAGCUCCGCGUCAAGAUCGAGGUCGCGGCGGGCGAGGAGGAGGGAGAAGGAGACGAGGGAGAGCGUGGGCGCGCCCACGACAGGCAGAGCAACCAUGGAAACGACGACGACGUCGGAGACGCCGACGCCGACGCAGUCGAAGGCAACGCCGCCACAGCCGCAUCGGUGGCGGACGAGAAGGGCGAGCGAUCAACGUCGCGACGGACCUCCAGGCAAUUCAGCGAUUCGCCGAGUGCGAGGUCGCGCAUGUUGGGCGCCCCGCGGCGGAGUCUGUCGGACACAAACCUGCGGGCGACGUAUCUGGCCGACGAGCGGCGCCAGGAGAGCCUCAAGGAGAAGCGCCGGAAACUGCGGCGCAGCCGGUCCAUCAACCUGCUCGAGCUCUACAAGGCCAAGCACACCACCCGCAAAGAACGUCCGGUGGUCCCGAUCACCGAGCUGCGGCCGACACAGUUCACCGUGGGCAUGUUGGCCGUGUCGCACCAGACGAAGAAGAUCAACAAAAUGGCUAAGACGUGCGGCGAGGCCAAGCUGAUCAAGUACAUCGGCAAGAAGACGGUGCCGGUGGUCGUCGGACCGGAGCAGAGGUUCUACAUGCUCGACCGACACCACGCCGCCCGCGCCCUCUGGGACUCGGAGGUGGACGCGGCUCUGAAGGUGCUGCACGUGCAGAUCCUGGCCGACCUGUCGGGCUUGAGCGAGGACGAGUUCUGGGACAAGAUGAAGCGCAACAAGUGCACCUACCUCACCAAGCACGGGCAGGACCCGCUCUCCCCCGACCUGCUGCCGCCCAAUGUGGGGGAGCUGAGCGACGACGCCUAUCGCAGCCUGGCGUGGGCGGUCAAAAGCCGAAAGGGCUUCAAGGCCACCUCCAUCCCCUUUGCCGAGUUCAUCUGGGCCGACUUUCUGCGGGAGCAGCUGCGCAAAGAGCUGGGAGGCGAGGAGGACAUCUACGCGGUGGUAGGAGAGGCCAUUGACACGUGCCACUCUGCGUGCGCCGCCCACCUUCCCGGCAACAACCAGCACGACCACAGCCACCGCCACCACCUCGCCCAGCUCCUCCCCUUCCCCAUCAGUGUGAGGCACCCAUAA